UGCGAGCAAGGACGAUCCUCAAAGAUUGAUCUGAUUUCCGCGCUUCCAUUACCGUUUAUUCCCUCUUACCAGUUAAUCAGUCUUCUAUAUAGAUUUUAAACAAAAAAAUAUAAUAAUAAAUAUUGUGCCACAUUUUUAGGUUGCCUUAAUUACUGGAUCUUAAGAUAAGAACAACAAACUUCUUCAACCUACACGGACAGAUCGAUAUGCUGCGAACCCCAUUAGGCAAAUUUUACCUAUAAUAUAGUGAACGCACCUCGAUGCCUGUUAAAAUGAAAUCGACAAACGCUACUGAGCUACGAAGAACUAAUAUGAACAAAAAGUUUCAUAAAUAACGGCUGAAGCAUUUUAAAAUAUGGCCACUCCGUCUGACAGUCCAAUAGAGGAGGUUGUGUUCGACCUAGAACCGUCCAGAAUACCCAAACCCAUUCCGGUGGCCCUAGAAGACUUGUGUCGGCUCACCAAGUUUACCAGACAAGAAAUUCGGAUCAUGUACAGGGGUUUUAAAACUGAGUGUCCAGAGGGUGUUGUCCAUGAAGAGAGUUUUAAAGAUAUAUACGCCAAGUUUUUUACUAAUGGCAAUGCCAGUUUAUAUGCGCAUUACGUUUUCCGGGCCUUCGAUGUAAACUGCAACGGAGCCAUCAGUUUUAGAGAUCUCCUUAUAACAUUGUCGACCUUACUAAGAGGAAGCGUAUACGAAAGACUCAGAUGGACCUUUAAAUUAUACGAUAUAAACGGGGACGGGUGUAUUAGUCGUGGUGAACUAACAGAAAUAAUUGUAGCAGUGCACGAACUUAUGGGUAGGAGGGCACAUCAGGUGGAAGAAGAUCGUAAAGCAAGAGAACAAGUCGACCGAGUGUUCAAAAAGUUGGACCUGAACCAAGACGGAGUGAUAACAAUCGAAGAAUUUAUGGAGUCCUGCCUAAAAGAUGAAGUCAUUACGAAGUCCUUACAAAUGUUCGAUUAUAUUCUGUGAUAAGUUUACCCAAGAGAGUUAUAUAUUAAAUCUGUCAAUCCAACUAUUAUUUUUCAAUUUCAAUAAAAAGUGUUGACAAGUUAUUAACAAAAAAAUACCUUAAAGUAGACAUAUUUGUAUGAAUUGUUGUGGAUACCUAAUAAUAAUGUGUAAAAGUUUAAGAGUAGUAAA
Anthonomus grandis grandis is the source of this 1147-nucleotide messenger RNA. Its product is annotated as Kv channel-interacting protein 1. The coding region runs from base 356 to 976 and encodes 206 amino acids. NCBI's taxonomy places the organism in Eukaryota, Metazoa, Arthropoda, Insecta, Coleoptera, Curculionidae. Gene Ontology annotation, molecular function: calcium ion binding. The transcript is spliced from 6 exons. The record is from RefSeq and is a predicted model, not a curated record.